UCAAUACCCAUUCACCCCUCAGCCGGCCUCUGUAGCCUGGCCUCUCUCUCUCUCUCUCUCUCUCUCUUCCCUGGAAAAUUCCCAACUUUCCCGAGGGAAAAAAAAAAAAAUACAGUGACGUACACUUGGCCUGAGCUACUUAAUUUUCCAGCAGCUACCCAUGAAGAAAAUGGGUGGCGACCCUCCAAAGGGUCAUCUUUGGCCUCAAAUGGCCUUGACACUUGCUGUGUUGCUUGUUUCAAGCAAUGUAGGAUCUGUCUCUGCUGAUCCUUACAUUUACAGCUCUCCACCUCCGCCUUACGAGUACAAGUCCCCGCCACCGCCGUCGCCUUCGCCACCACCACCUUAUCACUACAGUUCACCACCACCACCAAAGGAGCCUUAUGAAUAUAAGUCUCCCCCACCACCUUCACCAUCACCUCCACCACCUUACCAUUACAGUUCUCCACCACCACCAAAGGAGCCUUAUGAAUAUAAGUCCCCUCCUCCACCACCUUACCAUUACAGUUCUCCACCGCCUCCGCCUAAGGAGCCUUACGUAUACAAGUCUCCACCACCACCAUCACCAUCACCACCACCACCUUACCAUUACGUUUCUCCACCACCACCAAAGGAGCCUUAUGAAUACAAGUCUCCACCACCACCACCUUACCAUUAUAGCUCUCCACCGCCGCCACCAAAGGAGCAUUACGUAUACAAGUCGCCUCCACCACCAUCACCAUCACCACCUCCACCUUAUCACUACAAUUCUCCACCACCACCAAAGGAGCCUUAUGUAUACAAAUCUCCACCACCUCCACCAAAGGAACCUUAUGUGUACAAAUCUCCACCGCCACCACCACCACAUGAGCCUUAUGUCUAUAAGUCCCCUCCACCACCACCAAAGGAGCCUUAUGUGUACAAGUCCCCUCCACCACCACCAAAGGAGCCUUAUGUAUACAAGUCUCCACCACCACCACCACCACAGGAGCCUUAUGUCUAUAAGUCCCCUCCACCACCACCAAAGGAGCCAUAUGUCUACAAGUCUCCUCCACCUCCACCAAAGGAGCCUUACGUAUACAAGUCUCCACCACCACCAAAGGAGCCAUAUGUGUACAAGUCCCCUCCACCACCACCAAAGGAGCCAUAUGUGUACAAGUCCCCUCCGCCACCACCAAAGGAGCCAUAUGUGUACAAGUCCCCUCCGCCACCACCAAAGGAGCCAUAUGUGUACAAGUCCCCUCCGCCACCACCAAAGGAGCCAUAUGUCUACAAGUCCCCUCCGCCACCACCAAAGAAGCCAUAUGUCUACAAGUCUCCACCUCCACCACCACCAAAGGAGCCAUAUGUCUACAAGUCUCCACCUCCACCACCAAAGGAGCCAUAUGUGUACAAGUCCCCUCCACCACCACCAAAGGAGCCUUAUGUGUACAAGUCCCCUCCACCACCACCAAAGGAGCCUUAUGUGUACAAGUCCCCUCCACCACCACCAAAGGAGCCUUAUGUGUACAAGUCCCCUCCACCACCACCAAAGGAGCCAUAUGUGUACAAGUCCCCUCCACCACCACCACCAAAGGAGCAUUAUGUCUACAAGUCCCCUCCACCACCACCAAAGGAGCCUUAUGUAUACAAGUCUCCACCACCACCACCAAAGGAGCCUUAUGUCUACAAGUCCCCUCCACCACCACCAAAGGAGCCUUAUGUCUACAAGUCCCCUCCACCACCACCAAAGGAGCCAUAUGUGUACAAGUCCCCUCCACCACCACCAAAGGAGCCAUAUGUGUACAAGUCCCCUCCACCACCACCAAAGGAGCCAUAUGUGUACAAGUCCCCUCCACCACCACCAAAGGAGCCAUAUGUGUACAAGUCCCCUCCACCACCACCAAAGGAGCCUUAUGUCUACAAGUCCCCUCCUCCACCACCUCCACCAAAGGAACCUUAUGUGUACAAGUCUCCACCACCACCACCAAAGGAGCCUUAUGUGUAUAAGUCCCCUCCACCUCCACCAAAGGAACCUUAUGUGUACAAGUCUCCACCACCACCACCUUACGUAUACAGCUCCCCACCACCACCACCAAAGAAGCCUUAUGUAUACAGCUCUCCACCACCACCACCAUAUGUGUAUAGCUCCCCACCACCACCACCUUAUGUAUACAGCUCACCGCCUCCACCACCAAAGAAGCCGUAUGUAUACAGCUCUCCGCCACCACCACCAUACAUAUACAGCUCUCCUCCACCACCAUUAAAGUCUCCACCUCCACCAAGUCCUUACUACUACCAGUCCCCACCACCACCCACUCCACAUUACCCUCCUUACUACUACAACUCUCCACCACCACCUGUUCCCUACCCUCCUCACCACCAUCACCACCAUUUGAUUGUUAAGGUGGUCGGAAAAGUGUAUAGCUACAGAUGCUAUGAUUGGGAUCAUCCUGAAAAGUCACACGACAAGAAGCAUCUCAAAGGUGCUGUUGUUGAGGUAACAUGUGAAGCUGGAAAGAAGGAGAUCAAGGCUUAUGGUAAGACCAAGAUCAAUGGAAAAUACAGCAUCACAGUUGAAGGCUUUGACUAUGGCAAAUAUGGUGCCAAGGCUUGCAAGGCCAAGCUCCAUGCACCACCCAAGGAUUCUCCAUACAACAUUCCGACUAGCUACCACUUGGGAGACAAGGGUGCCAAGCUGAAGGUGAAGUCUAAGACCGAGGAUGAAGUUGUGCUCCAAGCUAAGGCAUUUGCUUAUGCCUCAAAGAAACCAUCCGAGGAGUGUGAAAAGCACAAGCCAUCUCAUCCUCCUUACGUGUACAAGUCACCACCUCCUCCAGCACCGGUGUAUUACUACAAGUCACCACCACCACCACCGGCUUACUACUACAGGUCCCCACCACCACCGGCUUAUAUCUAUAAGUCUCCCCCACCACCACCACCGGUUUACUACUACAAGUCUCCACCACCACCGCCACCGGCUUACUACUACAAGUCCCCACCACCACCGGCUUAUAUCUAUAAGUCUCCCCCACCACCACCACCGGCUUACUACUACAAGUCCCCACCACCACCGGCUUAUAUCUAUAAGUCUCCCCCACCACCACCACCGGCUUACUACUACAAGUCCCCACCACCACCGGCAUACAUUUACAAGUCCCCUCCUCCACCUUCUCAUCCUGUUUUACCACCAUACCACUACACAUCUCCACCACCACCGGUGAAAUCUCCGCCACCACCAUACUACUAUGUUUCUCCUCCACCACCAGUGAAAUCUCCUCCUCCACCAUAUUACUACGUUUCUCCCCCACCACCAAUGAAACAUCCCACACCUCCAUACCACUACACAUCUCCUCCACCACCAUCUCCAUCUCCUCCUCCACCAUACCACUACAUAUCUCCACCACCACCCUCACCAUCUCCACCACCCCCAUACCAUUACUCAUCUCCCCCACCACCAGUGAAACUUCCCACACCACCAUACCAUUACACAUCUCCUCCACCACCAGAGAAAUCCCCACCCCCACCUUACCAUUACACAUCUCCCCCACCACCAGUGAAACUUCCCACACCACCGUACCAUUACACAUCUCCUCCACCACCAGAGAAAUCCCCACCCCCACCUUACCAUUACACAUCUCCCCCACCACCAGAGAAAUACCCAACCCCACCUUACCAGUACACAUCUCCCCCACCACCAGAGAAAUCUCCUCCACCACCAUACCAUUACAUUUCUCCCCCACCACCAGAGAAAUCUCCUCCACCACCAUACCAUUACAUUUCUCCCCCACCACCGGAGAAAUCUCCCCCACCACCAUACCACUACAUUUCUCCCCCACCACCGGUGAAAUCGCCACCUCCUCCGGUUUACAUUUAUGCAUCCCCACCACCUCCUGCUCUCUACUAAGCUCAAAACGUUUUACCGCAAAAGGAUUCCAAUUAUGUUUUAGUUUCAGAAAUGCAAUAAAAGAAGUCUCCGUGAGUAGAAAAUUUCGUGACGACCAAGCUCAAAGUCCAUGUCCGUUCAAUAAGGUUUUGAAGGAAUCAUCAAUUUCUAUGAGCUACAACCUUUGGAUUUCAAACCAGAAUAUUUCGACUUCUACGGUUGCAAUGUUACAUGUUGUUUUGGUAAUUUCAAGUUGGAGCUGCUUUGAUGGUGAACAACUUUGGAAGAGGAAAGAAAAGAAAUUGGGGACACUGGGAAGUCAAAGAAAAGGCAUGAACUAGCUUGGUUUUGUUUUGUUGCUGUUUGAUUUUUCAAUAUUUUUAUUCUUAUGUGUAGGUUUUCAUAUAUAAUUUAUUACUGUAUAGAGUAUGGCCUUGUAAUUUUAUCAUUUGGUUUUUUCUAUUUAUUGUGGAGAUUAUGUUUUCUCAAACCUUCCUGUGCUUUGGGCCGGCACUGAGAUUGUUAGUAAUAAAAAAAGAAAUAAUAUAUUCCUGUUCUUUUCCCAAAA
This is a messenger RNA of Ziziphus jujuba (common jujube), 4412 nucleotides long. Its product is annotated as extensin-2-like. Gene Ontology annotation, molecular function: structural constituent of cell wall. Gene Ontology annotation, biological process: plant-type cell wall organization. The coding region runs from base 161 to 3865 and encodes 1234 amino acids. The transcript is spliced from 3 exons. NCBI's taxonomy places the organism in Eukaryota, Viridiplantae, Streptophyta, Magnoliopsida, Rosales, Rhamnaceae. The record is from RefSeq and is a predicted model, not a curated record.